This is a messenger RNA of Lolium rigidum, 288 nucleotides long. Its product is annotated as auxin-responsive protein SAUR71-like. The coding region runs from base 1 to 288 and encodes 95 amino acids. The record is from RefSeq and is a predicted model, not a curated record. Lineage: Eukaryota; Viridiplantae; Streptophyta; Magnoliopsida; Poales; Poaceae. The transcript has a single exon. Gene Ontology annotation, biological process: response to auxin.
AUGAGGGAGUUGAUUCGGCGGCUGAGCUUCUCGGACCGGGUGAGCGACGGCAGCGGCGGCGUGCCACGCGGGUGUGUGCCCCUGCUCGUGGUUGGCGACGGCGACGAGGAAAGCGAGCGGUUCGUGGUGCGGGUGGAGGCGCUGCGGCACCCGUCGCUGGCGGCGCUGCUGGAGAUGGCCGCGCAGGAGUUCGGGUACAAGCAGGAGGGCAUUCUCCGCGUCCCCUGCGCCGUCCACCAGUUCAAGCAGGCGCUCUCCACCGCCGGCGCCGUCUCCACCAAGUACUGA